AUGAGCCAGGUCAAGAACCUGAGAGCCAUGUUUGAGAACAAAGGCGACGCAAGCCCGCCUGACAGAGGAAGGUCUCCAGGAAUCACGCCAGGUGGGCAUAUUGGAGACGCCAGCUCCAACGGCUCAUCGCGGCCGCUUUCCAAGGUUCGCACAAACUUUGUUGCAAUUGAAAAGGACGGCCGCAUGGGUUUAAGAAGAGACCACAGCGGCGAAUCGAGCUUAUCCAGAAGACGAACGAGUGUCGAAACUGCAGACACCGAAUCCAACGGCAACUAUCUUGACAACCCCAGCACAAUGCCAUCCGAUGGCGUGGGCGAAUCUUCGCGUCGCAAUGUCGCCAGCAAGACGAUCUUCGAAUCUCUGAGAAUAUUACCCCACCACGAAAAGGCUGGUGUUCCUGUAAGCGGAGAUUCAGAUGUGAACAGGGCACACACAGAAGCCGAGAACAAGCCGGCCUCACCUCUGCGCCAAGCGAACGAACAAGCAGGAACAAGCUCCGCGGAAAAUGCAGAAUUCAAGUCUGCCUCCGUCAUGGACCCGUCUCCCUCCACCAAGCAAAAUACGCGUUCCUCAGCCCAAGCUAUUACGACUACGACAGGAGCAAUGAGAAAUACCAGUGCAACUUCUGCUGCCAGAUCAAGCUCGAACACUGCUACUAGAAGCCUCAAAAUUAGAGAGUCAUCUGCUGAUGAGAUCCACAAUGUUAAUGCGGGGCCAAUCCCAUCUGCCAAAGCGAGAACGGUUGCCCCAGGGGCUGCCAAAAGCCGAACUCUCAAGACGAAGAGCCAGAAUGAUGCGGGUUUUGUCAAGCCGAAGCCAAAGUCACCUACCCAGCCAGUUCAAAUGCCAUCAUCACUUACCGCGCCAACCGCUUCUUCGGUAUCGAAAGUACAUGUAUCUCGUCAGUCCCUGUUUCGCCAUAUUGGAAUCCAAGAUAAAAUAAUCCAACCCACUCUUCGAUCGACUAUGUCAAAUUCUACGGUUCCACAGCCCGCCAUCAAGGGGAAAGGCUCCUCUUUUUCUAAGUCCCGACCAAGUCUUGGACCGCCUCCCAGAAAACAGUCGCAACUUACGGCCAGUCAGAAGAGGCAGAGCAAUGUCGACGAACGCUUUCUAGCACGUAUGAUGCGCCCUACACAGGCAUCAUCUUCAAAAGCCACUGACAAAGUCCCGGUCACUCCACCAAAAAGAACUGUCCCAAGACUAGUAGGCGGUGAGCAUGGGAAUCAGGCAGUUCCAAGGUCAGCGAGCAGCAGGAGUCAAAGGAUUCCGAUGUCUACAACACCGAGGCGGAUUGCCGUGCCACUAACGGGCUACACCGAAGAAUUUGACCCUCUCAAUCCUGAAGAAGAAGGCAACGAAUUCCUCAAUGACCAUCAAUUACGAAUAUACAAUGCACACGAAAACACCAUAUCUUCUUCUAAUCCCGCCACUAAGUGUUCAACCGAAGAGAUGGACUCAUCAGCGGCACCACAAGAACCGCAAAGAUUGGAAACCGUCACUAGCUUAUUUGGCAACGUGAAUUUAGCAAUGAAUGAUCCUAUCUAUAAUAGUCGACUACGAGAGGAAGCUGACGAUCCUAAGGCUUCACUCACUGCAGUACCCACGCCACCUGCCGGUGGGCUGACAGAAGCACCUGAAUCUGUAGGCAGCAAUGAGAUAGCCGGCGAGGAUAAAUCGUGUGGUGCAAUUGAAGGGCUUAACGAUGAGAUUCUGGGAACCACGACAAAACAGCAAAUGUUUGAAGCCGAAUCAGUGCCAGAGAAGGGCAAAGUACAUCAAGGUCCAAUUGGGAAUAAUCGAGCCAACGAGGAGCCGAUAAUUGCUGAGGGUCACCAGACUAUGGGCCUAGUCGAGAUGGACCUCGUUGAGCAACAUGCCAUUGAAAACUCCGUUUCGCACCUUGAUACCAAUCACCUAGAUAAACAGUCCAUUCAAUAA
This is a messenger RNA of Metarhizium album ARSEF 1941, 1941 nucleotides long. RefSeq lists its product as uncharacterized. NCBI's taxonomy places the organism in Eukaryota, Fungi, Ascomycota, Sordariomycetes, Hypocreales, Clavicipitaceae. The record is from RefSeq and is a predicted model, not a curated record. The transcript has 2 exons. Bases 1 to 1941 code for a protein of 646 amino acids.